Messenger RNA from Nelumbo nucifera (sacred lotus), 2125 nucleotides. Its product is annotated as Calcineurin-like metallo-phosphoesterase superfamily protein. The record is from RefSeq and is a predicted model, not a curated record. Gene Ontology annotation, molecular function: hydrolase activity. Gene Ontology annotation, biological process: GPI anchor biosynthetic process. Gene Ontology annotation, cellular component: endoplasmic reticulum. Lineage: Eukaryota; Viridiplantae; Streptophyta; Magnoliopsida; Proteales; Nelumbonaceae.
GGCGCCUUGUGUCAGGAACCUAUCCCACCUGGUUCUCCCCCCGGUCAAAGAGUGAUCAUUCGAGAGUAGAGCGUGGAGUUGAGAACACUGAUGCCUUUCGACAAAAGAAAGAGAGCACUGAUGCGAAGGGUCUGUUAUCCCAUUCGGAACAGUAAGAAAGGCUAACUGAACGUGGCAAAGAGAACACAGAUUGUAAUCGUUUAUAACAAAAGAAAAGGAAUUGCAGGAGAGGAUGCGGAAGGUGACAUUGUUUUUGUGCUGCGUUUGGGCGUUGAGUCUUCUCUACGGUGAAAUGUUUGCAUUUUGGGUGGCCCCUUUGUGGUCUUGUUCUUGGCCUCAGCUCCCCCAAUCUUUCUCCUCUAAGAUCAUGAGUGAAGUUUCAUUUCAAGAUAACCAUGUGAAGAUUGCUGUUCUUGCAGAUCCCCAACUUAUGGACAGGACUUCCCUUGGUCUUCCUCCCAAAUCACUUGCUUUGGAGAUUGCACAGUUUUACACAGAUUUGUACAUGCGAAGGUCAUUUCUUGCAUCUAUUUUGCCUCUCAAACCCAACCUGAUUCUCUUCCUGGGUGAUUAUUUUGAUGGUGGGCAUCUCUUGUCAGAUGAAGAGUGGCAGGAAUCAUUGAGUCGCUUCAAACACAUCUUCAAUCUGAACCGUCAUAGGAGAAAUUUAAAUGUCCCAGCAUAUUACAUUUCUGGGAACCAUGAUAUUGGUUACACAGGUUUCCACUCUCAUCAUCCAGAGGUUAUCAACCGCUAUGAAAAAGAAUUUGGUGAAAGAAACUACCGUUUUACUGCAGGAAAAGUUGAUUUCAUAUCUGUUGAUGCUCAAACUCUUGAUGGGGCUCCACAAGGAAAACUUACUUCAACAUCAUGGAAUUUUAUAAGAAAUAUAUCCAUGGAUAUUAGGCCAUAUCCGAAGGUUUUGUUGACACAUAUCCCUUUGUAUCGAUCUGAUUGGACUCCAUGUGGCAUUCACCGUUCUUCCCCAAUUAUUAACCAGAGGGUUUCACGAGCUGCUAAUGGUCAAGAAAUAAUGUAUCAAAAUUAUCUCAGUAAGGAAACAUCAACGCUUUUACUGGACUUUAUCAGACCUGCACUUGUAUUGUCUGGUCAUGACCAUGAUCAGUGCAUGGUGAACCACCUAGGAAAAUAUGGAACCAUAACAGAGCAUACCGUAGGGACCUUGAGUUGGCAGCAGGGAAACUUGUAUCCAUCAUUCAUGCUACUGUCAGCAAGUAUGGUGUUCUCAAACACAACCAAUCCUGAAGAUGCCCUGUCAACACAGCUUUGCUUUCUUCCUAUGCAAACACACAUUUACAUAUGGUACCUGUCUAUAUUCUUUGUAACCUUGAUCGCGGUCCUCUUUUGGCCAACAAAUGAUUUGGACUUAUGGCAUCAUUGCAAUCACUUAAUGGGAUCCAUCAGAAGAGCAUUAACUCUUAACCUUUUAAAAAGUCGAGCUAAAGAGAAGAAUGAAGAUGAAAGCUGUGACUAUGAGAUGAUUUGGGAUGCUGAGGGAUCAAUGCAUCUUGUCAAGAAAGUUUUGAAGAUCCAACCUGGAAGCUCAAAUGAUUCUGGAAUAGUGGGAAGGGGUAAUGCUGUAGUGAGGUCUACAGCAAAGAAACAGAUCUCUCAUGAGACAGAUGCAUCUUGUAGUGUAGAUUUAAAUUCUGAUAUUAGGCUGGAUGCCAUCUGUAAAUUACCACCCAGAUUAAACAAGCCAAGGACAAAGGUGGUGACUGUACGACUAUUCCAAGCAUUCCAAAUGCUUAUGGUCAUUGCUGCUGUAAAUAUCCCUCUUUACAUGAUGUUGCUGUUUAAGGAUUGGAUUGAUUUGUGAUGUUGGAAACUUAGGGGUAAUAAUUAAGUUGGGUUUGCAUUUCUCCCUUGCUUAGUCAAUAAACUGGAAUGGCUAUGGGUCUGUAGAGUAACAUCAGACAGGAUGUUAUAGAAGUUGGGAAUUGAGGAUACAAGGCACUGUAAGUUAAAUUGUUAUUGUUGGUUGUGGAUGGUUACCAUGCAAUCAUCAAGGUGCAGUUACUUGACACUGCACAUUAUUACAUGGUUUAAGAAAGACAGUGUAUAUUGAACUGUUAUUUGAAACUUCAAAUAAUUAUUAACUCUA